AUGGCCACCUUGGUCUCCGACUUGCUUCGAGGAGCACAAAGACAAGUUCGACGGUUCUCUUCAGGGUUCGCCACUGAAGAGCCCGAUAUACCCACGCCAUUUACCACUUCACAACACCAGAGAACGAGAUCCGACGGGGCGGCGAUUCCCAAUUCUGUGUUCGAGGACGAAGAGGACAACUAUAGGAGGAGUCUGGAUGGAAAUAUUUUGGGUAGAACUGUAGCCUCCCCGGUGGCUGUCGCAACAAUAACUACACCAACCAAUGCCGCACCAAAUUCAUAUCCGAGGUCGGGGGAAGGCGCCGAUGUCGCAUCUGCCGCAUCAGAAGUAGGACAUCAUGGACAAGCCCCAGUUCCGCCAACAUCCGCAGCGGCGUACGACUCAACACCGCCGGCGCGACCGUCGUUGACUUCACCGAUCUCUGCCCCAGCGCCAGAAUGGUCUGCGCAGGCAGUACAACAGGGCCUCCUCGGGCUUCCUUAUAUCCCCUCCCGUGUGGACUCCGAUGCUCGAUCCCAGGCUGGGGAGUUACCAGAAGACGACGGCAAGAGCGCGCUGAGGAAGAGGAUACAGGCGAUUCAGAACCAGGCCGACAUCUCGCAGGCUCUCAAAGCGCAGCUUAUACACCAGGUUAUGACGGAGGAGUAUUAUCACCAGUCUCCACAUGCGCAUGACGGCACUAUGGGCAUGCGCCCAGAAUCGCCCAGCGGUCGGAGCGUGCGCAGUGUGCACAGCGUCAAGAGCGCCCGCAGCGCGCAUAGCUACGGCCGCGAGCAAUCAUCGAACCGGGAUUGUGAUUCGUUUGGAGCAUUGCAGACGGCCUUCAAGUUCUGGAACCCUCUUGGAGGCGAAGGCGGAAUUGGCGACGAGGCUGCCCUGAACAUCCACGUUACCGAGGAAGAUCUCAAGCCGACCUAUGUUCCCAAAGUCGCCCCAAGACGUGACGAUUGUGGACCGCGAGAACUCGAUGUCAGUCUUUUAUACGCGAUGGCGCAGGGGAUACGGCCCGAGGAAGAAACAGAGGAUUUGGAUGAGAGCGGCCAGCCCGUUCUCAGGCUUGGUUGCAAACAUUACCGGCGCAAUGUGAAGCUGCAAUGUGCCGCCUGUGAUCGGUGGUAUACGUGCCGACUCUGUCACGACGAGGCGGAAGAUCACACUCUGCCGCGACGGGAGACACGCCACAUGCUGUGCAUGUUGUGCGGUCGCGCCCAAAAGGCCUCGCAUACCUGUGUUGGCUGUAACCAGUCGGCGGCCUCAUACUAUUGUAAUAUUUGCAAACUAUGGAACGACGAUCGGAACAAACCUAUCUAUCACUGUAACGAUUGCGGGCUCUGCCGAGUCGGACAUGGCCUGGGCAAAGACUUCUUCCAUUGCAAGAAAUGCUCAGCAUGCGUCUCUACGCGUACUGAGCACCGAUGUGUCGAACGGUCCACCGACUGCGAUUGUCCCAUCUGCGGCGAAUACCUGUUCAGCUCCCCGCGACCGGUUGCAAUCAUGAAAUGUGGCCAUACCAUUCACCAACACUGUUUCAACGCGUAUAAGCAGACAUCGUACAAGUGUCCAGUCUGCAACAAGACUUGCGUCAACAUGGAGAUUGAGUUUCGUAGGCUCGAUAUUCUCAUUGCCACCCAGCCCAUGCCCGAGGAGUACCAGGACGCCCGGGCUGUUAUCUCGUGCAACGACUGCAGUGCCAAAAGCCAGACAAGGUACCAUUGGCUGGGACUGAAGUGUUCGGUCUGUCAUUCGUACAACACAGUCGAGCAUAAGCUGCUCCAUAUGCCUGGCGUUAAUGACGAUGAGGAUGAAGGGGGGCCCAGGGCUACCAUUGGGUCGAGUGGUGUCAACGGAACAGGGCAAGGAGUGAGUGUCCUGCCAGUUGCACUUGACGAGCAUGUUCUUCAGAACGCAGCAACAGCCGGCGGUAGACGACCUUCAGUUACGCAAUGCGCCGAUAUAACCAGAGAACAAUCCCGGAGCAUUUUCCACUCGGACCCCAUCUCACCUCCGCGACGUUCAGCCCUAGCAGGCCUCUUCGCUAACCGGAACCGACAAUCCCCCUCCUCCUCCGCCGACCAACCUCAAACAUCCACUUCCACCAACCUCCCUACAACCCCUUCACCGUCCAACUACUUUCCGCGUCCCUCCUCUUUCGCUCCUUCCUCCCCGGCUGCCACAGCCGCCGCGGUGCUCGCUUCUGCUGCCGCCUUCGUUGGGUUCGGCGGUUACUCAGCAUCUGCUCCUUCUGGCGCAGCAGCCACUACCACCACGAUCCCGGGCCGCGCUGCAACCGGGACGACGACAAGGACGAGGACAAUGACACGAACAAGAGGCAGGUCAGUAAACGAAGCUGGUAUUGCGGCAGAUGGGACAACAACAACAACAACAACAACCGCAGGCGCGGAUUACAACUCGGAUGACUAUACCGACGACGAUCAGGAAAGUCGAUGGGGAGAAGACAUGGUGACCUUCGAAGACGUACUCGGUUUCUUAGGUAGGUCGCCGAGGGGGCUGGUCCCUGUUCCCAGGGAUGGACACACCUCUAUUAGGGAUCUAGUAGAAGAGGAGGACGAUGAGGAUGAGGAAGAGGAGAGUGAAGAGGAUGAUGAUGAUGAUGAUGAGAACGACGAUCUUGAAGACGAAGAAGAAGAAGAAGGGGUUGGAGGGUUUGAGCUCGAUCUCAUCGGUCAUAGGUGA
This is a messenger RNA of Sordaria macrospora k-hell, 2694 nucleotides long. RefSeq lists its product as uncharacterized. The record is from RefSeq and is a predicted model, not a curated record. NCBI's taxonomy places the organism in Eukaryota, Fungi, Ascomycota, Sordariomycetes, Sordariales, Sordariaceae. Gene Ontology annotation, molecular function: zinc ion binding.